AUGUCGGAUCACGUCAGCCUUCCCCAUGUCCCCUUCGCCGCCGGGCCUCUCACUGUAGGUCUCCUUCUCAACUCCACCAUCCUCUUCGGAAACAUCGCCCUCAGCCUCGUCGGUCCAGCGCCUAUCGUCUUGGCUGUUGUCAUCUCCACGAUCGUCCACUUCCUAGCGGCAUACCUCACCUACUCGCCACUGAUUCGCAACCUCUCCCUCAACGCCGGUCUGGCAACGUUCACGCUCAUCCCCCACUCCGUGAUCUUCUGUGUCCCGGUCAUGCAAAGGCUCCUGCAGCUCAACCGUGAACCCACUUUCUCCGAAGCCGAGGAGAAGGAGGCGGAGGCGUGCCUGCGGAUGUGGGCAAGGCGGCACAGGUGGCGGUCCAUCGAGUACGUGAUCGGCUGGACAGCGGGAAUGGCGGCGGUACUGGCGCUGGUGGAGAGGUGGUAG
Molecule: messenger RNA, 444 nt
Organism: Dioszegia hungarica
Lineage: Eukaryota; Fungi; Basidiomycota; Tremellomycetes; Tremellales; Bulleribasidiaceae
Exons: 2
Coding region: 1-444 (147 amino acids)
Source: RefSeq, a predicted model, not a curated record